Lethenteron reissneri (Far Eastern brook lamprey) is the source of this 840-nucleotide messenger RNA. RefSeq names its product fumarate hydratase (gene FH). Gene Ontology annotation, molecular function: fumarate hydratase activity. Gene Ontology annotation, biological process: malate metabolic process; fumarate metabolic process; tricarboxylic acid cycle. The record is from RefSeq and is a predicted model, not a curated record. Gene Ontology annotation, cellular component: mitochondrion. Lineage: Eukaryota; Metazoa; Chordata; Hyperoartia; Petromyzontiformes; Petromyzontidae.
GUCGUCCCCCGCUUGGCCAUGCUGCUGAUGCUGCUGCUCAGGACCUCGCUGAGGACGAGUCGCGGCCUCUCGCCGCUCGCCUCCUCCUCCACCUCCUCCACCAUCACCACCACCUCCACCUCCUCCUUGCCGGGGCUCGGCGCCGUGCGGAGAAUGGCGACCUCCGGUCACCGCAUCGAGUCGGACACGUUCGGCGAGCUGCAGGUCCCCAGCGACCGCUACUACGGAGCCCAGACCGUGCGCUCCGUCAUGAACUUCAAGAUCGGUGGCCCCAGCGAGCGCAUGCCGAUCCCCGUGAUCCAUGCGUUUGGAAUCCUGAAGCGCGCGGCCGCCGAGGUCAACAAGGACUACGGCCUGGACCCCAAGAUCGCCGACGCCAUUAUCCAGGCGGCUGACGAGGUGACGAGCGGCAAGCUGGACGACCACUUCCCGCUGGUGGUCUGGCAGACGGGCUCCGGCACGCAGACCAACAUGAACGUGAACGAGGUGAUCAGCAACCGCGCCAUCGAGAUCAUGGGCGGGCAGCUCGGCAGCAAGACGCCCGUGCACCCCAACGACCACGUCAACAAGAGCCAGAGCUCCAACGACACGUUCCCGACGGCGAUGCACAUCGCGGUCGUGCGCGAAGUGAGCGGCGUGCUGCUGCCCGGCCUGCAGACGCUGCACGACGCGCUCGACGCCAAGGCGCGCGAGUUCCACAACAUCGUCAAGAUCGGGCGCACGCACACGCAGGACGCCGUGCCGCUCACGCUCGGACAGGAGUUCAGUGGCUACGUGCAGCAGCUGCACUACGGGAUGGAGCGCAUGCGCUCGCGGAGGGAGGAGAAGGAGGAGGACUGA